AAGAACAACGUUACGCGAAUUUUUGGUGAGCAUAUUUUUUCCUUUUUUUUUGAAAUGAAUUUUUUUUCCGUAUGGAAUUUGUCAACAAUUCAACAAUAAUAAAAUGUCCAUAUGGACCAAUUUACGGAUCACAUUGUUAAAAUGGAAUGAUCGAUUGAAUUUUGUUGAAAAAUUCAUCAUAUUCAUACUUCUAGUCACCUUUUUAUUUCCGCUUACUUUACCGAAUUCAUAUCAUUUUGGUUAUGUUGAAAUUCAACCACCAAAACUAUUAUGUCCGCACAAACAAUUUGAUUUGCACAAAAAUGCCUACGGAUAUUUUAAUAAUUCUGAACAAUUAGCCGCUGUUAAUUAUGGUGGCCAAUAUAGUAAUCACUGUGAUUCGAAACGUAAACAACGUGUUGCAAUUAUUGUGCCUUUUCGUAAUCGAACCGAGCAUUUAAAAAUAUUCUUACAACAUAUGCACAGUUUUCUUAUCAAACAAAAUCAAAUCGAUUAUCAGAUUUUUAUUAUUGAACAGGCUGAUGAUAAACCAUUUAACCGAGCCAAUCUGUUGAACAUUGGUUUUCAAGAAUCAAUUGGUCUUGAUUCUAAAAUUGAUUGUUUUAUAUUUCAUGAUGUCGAUAUAUUACCUAUGAAUAUUGAACAGACAUAUUCCUGUACUAAAUUGCCCAAACAUUUGUGCUCUUAUCUUGAUAAAUUUCGUUUUGUUCUAAUUUAUCCCACAUUGUUUGGUGGUGCUAUUACUAUAAGUGCUGAACAAUUUCGUCAAGUAAAUGGUUAUUCAAAUCUGUAUAGUGGAUGGGGUGGUGAAGAUGAUGAUUUCUAUCAACGAGUUCAACAUCAAUUUGGUCUAAUCGAACGAUAUCCAUCCAAUGUUGCUCGAUGCAUAAUGAUUAAACAUGGCCAUGAUGGACCAUCAAAUGUUGAACGACAAAAAUUAUUGGCUGAUGUUUUAGGAAGAAUGUCUAUCGAUGGCCUAUCAACAUUAAAUCAAACAUACGUACGAAAAUCAAUUGAAUCUUAUCCAUUGUAUACGAAAAUUCGUGCCGAACUCAAUUGAUAAACAAAACAAAUAAUCAUAAUCAAACUCAAAGUAUUUUGUCUUUAUUAGCAAAUAUCAUGAAAUAAUGCAGUUACUAAAUAAAAAAAGAAUAAAUCAUAGUAUUAUU
Dermatophagoides pteronyssinus (European house dust mite) is the source of this 1169-nucleotide messenger RNA. RefSeq names its product beta-1,4-galactosyltransferase 1-like. Gene Ontology annotation, biological process: carbohydrate metabolic process. Gene Ontology annotation, cellular component: Golgi apparatus. Gene Ontology annotation, molecular function: galactosyltransferase activity. The record is from RefSeq and is a predicted model, not a curated record. NCBI's taxonomy places the organism in Eukaryota, Metazoa, Arthropoda, Arachnida, Sarcoptiformes, Pyroglyphidae.